CUCUCUCUCACUCAGUAUUUGCCAGGGCAAAGAUAACACUCUUGUGUGCAGCUGAGAUAAUAAACCACUGUAUUUCUUCCAGAUUGUGUUUUGUGUUUAUCGGAAGGAUGGCGGUGACAGUAAAUGCUGUACGCCAGCAACUAGCAGCUCUUGCUAAUUCUGGAGGUUCGCACAAGGAUCAAGCUGACAAGUAUCGUGCCAUUCUCGAGGCGGUGCUCACCCUACAGGGAAGUGAUCUUAUUGAAGCUCUGAAGGUCUUCAUUGAAGCAAUUGUGAAUGAAAAUGUAAGUCUGGUAAUAUCACGCCAAAUUCUCACAGAUGUCAGCACUCAGUUGGCCGUUGCACCUGACCCCAUUUCAAAAGCAGUGUCUCAUUACACUCUUGACAAGGUACAGCCUCGUGUUAUCUCCUUUGAAGAGCAGGUAGCUGCCAUCCGUCAACAUCUUGCUGAGAUCUACGAACGUGAGCAAGCAUGGAGAGAAGCAGCUAAUGUUUUGGUGGGAAUUCCAUUGGAAACAGGCCAGAAGCAGUACACUGUGGACUACAAGCUUGAUACAUACCUCAAGAUAGCAAGGUUGUAUCUAGAAGAUGAUGAUCCUGUUCAGGCAGAAGCUUACAUAAAUAGAGCAUCACUGCUCCAGUUACUCUCUCUCACUAAUUUCUGUCGACUAUUUCAUAUACAGGCUGAAUCAAGAAAUGAACAGUUACAGAUUUAUUACAAAGUCUGUUAUGCUAGAGUACUAGACUACCGCCGAAAAUUUAUUGAGGCAGCUCAGCGUUAUAAUGAACUUUCUUACCGAACCAUAAUUCAUGAGGAUGAACGUAUGACUGCAUUAAGAAAUGCACUAAUAUGCACAGUCCUUGCUUCAGCAGGCCAACAGCGAAGUCGUAUGCUGGCAACACUGUUCAAGGAUGAGAGAUGCCAACAGUUACCAGCAUACUCCAUUUUAGAAAAAAUGUAUUUAGACAGGAUCAUUCGUCGCUCAGAGCUGCAAGAAUUUGGGAAUUUGCUUCAACCACAUCAGAAGGCACUUACUCCUGAUGGUUCCACAAUCUUAGAGCGAGCAGUCAUUGAACACAAUCUGCUAUCUGCUAGUAAACUUUAUAAUAAUAUUACUUUUGAAGAACUUGGGGCCUUGCUGGAAAUUCCUCCGAUUAAAGCAGAAAAAAUUGCUAGUCAAAUGAUAACAGAGGGCCGUAUGAAUGGAUACAUUGAUCAGAUUGAUUCCAUUGUUCACUUUGAAACACGUGAAGUUCUGCCAACAUGGGACAAACAAAUACAGUCACUUUGCUACCAAGUUAAUCAGAUAAUUGAAAAGAUAACAAAUACUGAACCAGAAUGGAUUGCUAAGGCUCUGGAAGAACAAAUGAUUCACUGAUAAGACUUGUAAUGGAUUAUUUGAGUAACGUUGUUCCUUUUGUCACUCUUUUGUUAUUAAAUAUUUUCACGAAAAA
Schistocerca piceifrons (Central American locust) is the source of this 1455-nucleotide messenger RNA. RefSeq names its product COP9 signalosome complex subunit 4 (gene CSN4). The record is from RefSeq and is a predicted model, not a curated record. Lineage: Eukaryota; Metazoa; Arthropoda; Insecta; Orthoptera; Acrididae. Gene Ontology annotation, cellular component: COP9 signalosome; cytosol. Bases 108 to 1379 code for a protein of 423 amino acids. The transcript is spliced from 9 exons.